Paramacrobiotus metropolitanus is the source of this 1018-nucleotide messenger RNA. RefSeq lists its product as uncharacterized. The transcript is spliced from 4 exons. Bases 203 to 790 code for a protein of 195 amino acids. NCBI's taxonomy places the organism in Eukaryota, Metazoa, Tardigrada, Eutardigrada, Parachela, Macrobiotidae. The record is from RefSeq and is a predicted model, not a curated record.
UGUCGCAUUGCGCAAGGCAAACUAAGGUGACUGCAAAAGAGUUAUCAUACGGAACACCUGCAUAAGAAGUAUCUGGCCAUCAAGAACGUUUUCCUGUGGCACAAAUCCCUGAUGAAAAGGAAAACAUCGUUUGCCAGUGAUUCCGCGCUCUUGUCUGCCAGUUUAUCAUUCGUUCAGACGGAAUGUUUCGGAUGAUGAAACCAUGGUUUUGGGUUCUUCAGCAAAAGAAACUGAACCGGAUACUUCAGACGAUGAAGGCGUAGAUGGUACUGCUUCUGCGACGUUGCAGAACUCUGCAGAUAAUAAAGCCAGUCGGAAAUCGGACAUUGUGAGAAUAUGCACUUCACAGCCCAGUGUACCCAUAUUCGGCACGGACAAUUCUUCCAGAGAGGGCAACGGAGCGGACGGGGUUGAUCCGAUUCUCGAAGCGCUUAAGCCUAUUAUUACGUCAAAUAACAAUUUGCCAAAAACUGCCGUGGCACUGGGAGAACGUUUUGCAAAUCUGAGUGGAGAGCUUCUGCAAGAUGCUUGCGCCAAAUGUUAUGAAAAAAUUCCGCAGCUGGGAUGUGCAUCUGAAUCUACUGCUGCAAGUUCUUCAUUGUCCAAUUUUUUUUCCUGUUCCACCUGUGGUUUGCACUUUCACGAGGCCUGCAUUAAUGUUCCAUCAAUGAACACGCGCCAUGGGAAGAAGCAGCAAGUUCCAGCGGAGGGCGAGUGGAAGUGUCCAUUUUGCGCAACGAACUCGCGUAAACGUGCUGCGAAGAACACCGGAGGCCCACGUAAAAAGUGAACACCCGUCGCUGUUGCUAUUAUGCAGUGUUUUAGCUCUUUAUUUUAAUAUACGAUAAUUUAAAAUGUGACCUUUAAACAGCCAUUAUGUUUAAAAGUAUAUAUUUCGAACUGAUUAGUGUUUUAUUUAUUAGACUGAAAUAUUCGCAUUCAAACAAAAUCUUUUGCUUAAUUCAGACUUGGAAUAGUCGUUAUGUACUGAAUGCAGUUUCGCCAUGUUAUGAAUUUA